Messenger RNA from Eremothecium cymbalariae DBVPG#7215, 1368 nucleotides. RefSeq lists its product as uncharacterized. Bases 1 to 1368 code for a protein of 455 amino acids. NCBI's taxonomy places the organism in Eukaryota, Fungi, Ascomycota, Saccharomycetes, Saccharomycetales, Saccharomycetaceae. The transcript has a single exon. The record is from RefSeq and is a predicted model, not a curated record.
AUGGCUUAUCCGCCUCCGCCAAUACCUCAGGAUGCACUUCCUGCUCAACCAAUUCGCAUACGCGUUGACAAUCUACCACCGGCUAAGAAUUGGAGACAAAUCAAGAGCUUUCUUUCACAAUUCAUCCCAUACGAGCAGGUUCUUAAUGUUAAGGUGCUUCCCUUGAUGCCUUCGAUGGCACCUCCGUUUAUCCCGUUACAAAGUUGUAUAGUGUUGUUACGUCAAGAUACCGACUGGCCCCACCUGUUGGUGCAGCUAAAUGGCGUUCAAUGGGACUAUCAUACUAUGGUUGCUUUACUUCUACCUAACUUCAUUCCACCGGAUAGUCCUCAGUUACUCGCGGGUGCGGUUGCCCCUGUUGGUGCAGCUGCAGGUCCUGUUUCGUCUUCUCCUUCUGGCUCCAGCAACGGCUCCAGCACCAACAACCAUCGUUUCGGUCAUCAUAAUCACCACUAUCAUUCUCAGCAUUAUUCACAGCAGCAGCAGCAGCAUUCGCAACAAGAACAUGGACAUCAGGACCGUCAAACACACGGCCUUCGUAUGGCAUUGCACCCGCAAUUCACUCCUGGUGUUCCGACGCUUGUGCCAAACGGGCAUGCUCAACACCUGAAUCGUCGGUUGACACAAAUAUUUAAUGAGGCAACUUUCAGACGCCAAAUGUCUCAGCGGAACAUGUACCAACUCCAGCUCUCCAACUUUCCUCCGUGUUUGCAUUGGGAUGAGGUAGUCAAAACGACAGGCGAUACGUCGCUGUCAUUCGACCAGCAACCUUUCAGCGGUAAGAGCGCCGAUGGUUCCUGUGAAGCUUCUGCCUCGCCGUCACAGCCGCAUCAGCAACAAAAGUAUCAUAAUAGUGAGCAGCAGCAGCACCCACAGCAGAUGACAGCCCUUAUUCCACAACCGCACGUACUACAGGAUGAAAAUAAUGAAAUCGUCCCCGACCUAACCAUCAUGACCCCACAUCCAGAAAAGUUUGGCAAACUUAAAUGGACUAUUCUCAAAGACUUCAUUAAACUCAAGUGCCCAAAGCUUCUGGAGAUAGACCACAAGACCCAGGGUACUGCUCUAUCCAAUACUCGGGAAUUUUACGUCGGCGUAUACGAGGACUCGGAGUCCCAUGUGGAGAUCAUUCUAUUACCAGGCGACAAGCCUGAUCGCAUCAUCGGGGGCCCACUCUCUGAACAGCAGACGUUAGAGAUGGUUGGUGAUGAACCUAAGCGUUUUAAAGUGCGUGCCACGCUUUUUCAAGCCGUUAUUGGUUUCCAUUCCAAGGAGCUGUGUGACUUAUGUUUCGAUUCCAUUGAUGGCGAAGAGUACAUGCUAGGCUAUAAGUUGCAGGUGCAAAAGCUACCCAAGUUGAGUGGCUGA